CAGUGCCGCCAUAGGUGACUGGGACUGCCCUUCCUGCGGCGACCUGCAGUUCGCGCGCAACAUGCAGUGCAGAAAGUGUGGGACCCCGAAACCUGGCAUGGCAGGCGGCCUCACGGCCCCCACCAUGGGCGGCGGCUGCGGCUUCGCCCCCAUGAAAGCUGCGCCCGCGGCGGCCGGAGGACCGAACAGCAGCAUAUACAUUGACGGCAUGCCAGCCGAGAUGGACGAGUCGCAGGUGAAGAUUACCUUCGAGGCCUACGGCGUCCUGAGCGCAGUCAAGCGGGUUACCCAGAGUCUGUGGAUGCUGACUUUCGAGUCCAUGGAGGACGAAUGAUCUGAUCGGCUAGACCUGAUUCAAUGCCUGGUUGUCGUCCUGCGAACUUCCCUUCUUUUCUGCAGUCAUGCUCUUGCUUCCUUCUGUACCGUGGUGUUGACCAUCCUUGUGAUUAUCAAAGACGCCCACGGAGAACCACCGCCACUCCCUGCGUUUCUGGAAACGUCGAUAUGGCCGAACGCUGGGCCAACGUUUGGUCAACCAAGUGAUCUAUGGG
Prorocentrum cordatum is the source of this 551-nucleotide messenger RNA. The record is from the annotation of a GenBank genome assembly. Lineage: Eukaryota; Dinophyceae; Prorocentrales; Prorocentraceae.